AACUUAGAAAACUCGAGUUGCAACCCACAGAUUACCUGACCUGUGUAUAGUGGCCUGUGUCGAGUAUUACAACACCUGAAGUGAAACCGCUGAGCGCGUGCAUGUCAGAACAGCACGCCGCAGCAGGUAGUGUGCGGUUACAGCUCAGGUGUGUACUUUGACAUAAUAUUAGGUGACGCUGCUGUAGUAGCAACCAGUCCGCAGAGACUGUAGCACGGUGAGAUAUGCUCACAGCCCCCGCGAUGGGCGCGAGCCUUGACAGGAGUUUUCCGAGACUAUUCUGCCAAAAUGACGCAAGCCUUUAACACAGCUCAAUCCGCGGAUUGUGACACUACUCUCUCUCUGAGCGGAGGACACUCUCCGUCUCUCUCUCUCUCUCUCUCUCUCUCUCUCUCUUUCUCUUUCUCUCUUUCUGCCAUUGUCAGUGUUUACUGGCUUUCAGAGAGGAGACGCAGCUCGCGCAGACAUGGUCGUCCUCGAGUGGCCGGCGCUCGCGCGGCUUUUCGUCGCGUGUCUGACGUGUUUGACGCUGCAGCCGAGCGCGCGCGGUGUGCGAAUGCGCAGGCAGCCUCCGGGUAUUGAGAUCUUUACCUCCACACAGUCAGUUACUGCAGGUCAAAAAGUCCUCACCAUAGAAGGAAGGGAGUGUAAGUUUCCAUUCAGACUGGGUGGGACUCUUUAUCAUGAGUGCAUUACACUGAGCUCUGGCAAUCAGUGGUGCUCCCUCACCAACAACUUCGACCGGGACAUGAAGUGGGGAUAUUGUAGUUCACGCACACGCCUCUUCAACACUGCUUUCCACAGUUUCCGCAAGCAAAGCCUGUGCAAUCCGAACCCGUGUAAGAACGGCGGGGUGUGUACUGCGGUUCCUUACCGGCGUUCGUUUGAGUGUGUGUGUCCAGAUGCUUUCACAGGAGCCAAGUGUGAGCUGAAAAAGUGCUAUGAGCCACUGCACCUGAGGCAUUACGACAUCGGGGAGGUGUGGGGACGAAUCCACCUCCGUAACGUUGAGCAGUGCGUGUGCAGCAGAGAUGGAGUGUCUUGUGUGCGCACACGUUACAGAGUAUGUCUAACUAAUCCCUGUGAGAAUGAAGGAACCUGCAGAAUAAUUGAAACAACAAGAGAGGCGGUGUGUGCCUGCAGACCAGGCUACAGAGGACCAUACUGUAGCAUCUCGCCAGAGGAAGAAUGCUAUAAGGAUUCAGGUGUCCAGUAUCGCGGCACCGCGAACGUUACACUCUCUGGCGCCCCCUGCCUGCCCUGGAGCUCAGACCUCAUGUACAAUGAGCUCUCGCUGGACACCGUACACGACGCCUCGCAACGGGGACUCGGGGACCAUGCGUUCUGCAGGAACCCUGAUAAUGACAAGAAGCCCUGGUGUUACACAAUGAAUAAUGGAGUGAUUUCCUGGGAAUACUGUGAUGUGCCAUCUUGCCUUAGACUGUCAUCUUCUCGUAAAGCUCCCACUCCAACCUCUCUUCCCGCUCCUGUGCCCAGUCCGAAGCCCAGCUGCGGCAGGAGACACCCAAAGCGAGUUCCUCGCGGACGAAUCCUGGGAGGCACUUCGGCGAUGGCCGGCUCUCACCCCUGGAUGGCGGCGCUGUAUAUCAGUGAUGAGUUCUGCGCUGGCAGCCUGGUCUCAUCUUGCUGGGUCGUCUCAGCCGCUCACUGCUUCCUCCGCAAUCCGUUGCUGUCGACGGUGCGUGUAGUCCUUGGUCAGCACGUUUUUAAUGACUCGAGCUCCAACACACAGACGUUUGGCAUAGAAAAGUAUGUGUUCUACGACCAGUACAAUCAGUUCAGCCCAACAGUGCAUGAUAUUGCCCUUGUGAAGCUGAAGAAGGUUAAUGGGCACUGCGCUCGUAAAACCAAGUUCAUUCGGCCAAUCUGUCUGCCGGACGAGUCCAUGACAUUCCCAGACUACACAUGCUGCACCAUUACAGGCUGGGGACAUAUGCAGGAGAAGGGAGACUCAUACUCCUCCCUGAGAGAGGGAAUUGUGAAGCUCAUUCCAUAUGAGAAAUGUUCCUCUCCUGAGGUGUAUGGCUCGGAGGUGAGAGAGGGGAUGCUGUGUGCAGGUAGUAACAACUGCGUGGAUGCUUGCCAGGGAGACUCCGGCGGGCCACUGUCAUGCGUGCGUAACGAAGCGAGUUUCCUCUAUGGUAUCAUUAGUUGGGGUGAUGGCUGCGGACGAACAGGGAAACCAGGUGUCUACACCAAAGUCACCAAAUACGUCACAUGGAUCAAUCACAUUAUCCGAAACAAAAAAUCCUCCAGGAAAAAAGGACUUUAGCGUGUGUAUUAGCAUGCAAUUGCCAUGUGUAUUGCCCUUUUUUUUUUUUUUUUUUAAAGAACUGUGAAUGAAGAGUAUGUUUUAUAAUCUAAUAAAUUAUAUUGAAACCAUGACUUGUUAUAUCCUCAUGUCACUUGAAUAAACAAUGUCAUUUUGACAUAGACUUGAAUGCCAUCCACUGGUUGUGUUAUUUUUGGGAAUACAGGCUCGGCACAUCAAGGUUUAGGUGCAGUCAAGUUUGUCUGCUUCUGACAGCUGUGUGAUGCUUUGUGUAGCCCUUUUGUUUUUCUUUUUUAAUUAAAGCAUUUGAACUUUGACCCUGUUAAUUGGUUAAAUUCCAGCUUCUGGCAAGACAACUGUUUAA
This is a messenger RNA of Pangasianodon hypophthalmus (striped catfish), 2657 nucleotides long. It is a transcript of the gene hgfac, whose product is annotated as hepatocyte growth factor activator. Lineage: Eukaryota; Metazoa; Chordata; Actinopteri; Siluriformes; Pangasiidae. Bases 467 to 2293 code for a protein of 608 amino acids. The transcript has 14 exons. Gene Ontology annotation, molecular function: serine-type endopeptidase activity; calcium ion binding. Gene Ontology annotation, cellular component: extracellular region. Gene Ontology annotation, biological process: zymogen activation; blood coagulation. The record is from RefSeq and is a predicted model, not a curated record.